Messenger RNA from Cordyceps fumosorosea ARSEF 2679, 612 nucleotides. RefSeq lists its product as hypothetical. The transcript is spliced from 3 exons. Lineage: Eukaryota; Fungi; Ascomycota; Sordariomycetes; Hypocreales; Cordycipitaceae. Bases 1 to 612 code for a protein of 203 amino acids. The record is from RefSeq and is a predicted model, not a curated record.
AUGACAGACACAACAGCCAUCAACAGACAAACAAACUUGGAAAGACAGGCAAAAGUCGACAUGGAUCACGUGAAACGCGACAAGCCAUUAGAAUCCUCUCAAGAUCGCUCUAAUACCAAUCCCGAAGUCGAAGUCAAUUUGGCGGACGUCGCCGGACUUGCCAAGUACCUUCAGUCCCUGCUCGAGAAGAAGAUCUAUAAGAAGGACGACCCGGAAUUCCUCGAAAUUAUGGAGUGGUUCGGACGUCUCAUGGACGCUGUCCGCGUCCUCGACAAAUUCGCCGAGAUCCCUCGGUCCGAUCUUGAUGAGAGCAAGCUCUAUAUAAGCACCUACCCGGAAAUCCUUCAAAAUGGAAACUGGAGCGUACUUGUUGAACGCGCCAAGAAAGCGGUUUACGAGGAAGACAUGGCCACGGCAGGGAAGUACCUGCAUCAUUCACGCGAGAUCGUGUCCUGCAUCAUCAACGGUAAGGAGAGGGCGUUCUCGGACCUGGGUUACGAAGAACUACGGAAAAUCGUCGACGAAACCCUUGCCAAGAUGGGGAAAAGAGCCAAAGAAGUCAAAGAAUUGGAACAGUUCUAUAGAUUAUCUAGGAAACGUUCAUCACGGUGA